UAGAGAUAAUAGCAGAAGCCCGGAGCUCAUAUCCUCAAUACUCUACUCACACCAUACACAUCAGUCAGAACCAUGCUCCUCGCCACCAUUCUCGCCACCCUCCUUGCCACCCUCACUCUCGCCCACCCAGCCGCCUUCGGCUAUGUAUCCGACUACCAAGUCCUCGAAUUCGACAACGACCAAUGCAACGGCGCGUACAUCCGUCUGUCAUCAGGCAACGUACUCACUCAACUACUUCCACAAACCAAGCACUUCCGUAUUCGCGCCGAGUACGGCGGCUACUUCACCGGCACGCCGUAUCAGUGCGGGCAGGCUUUGCUGGCCGGCCAUACCGAGACUUACAUGUCUAAGAAGCAGGCAGAGGCGCAGGGGCGGACGGAUGCGCGUACAAAUGAUGUGGGUGUUGCAGGUGGGGAUACGUGUUUUACGCGAGUGAAUGCGAAUUGGCAUGGGACUUUGCAGUGUUUGAUAUUGCAAGGGAUUUAGGGAUUUAGUGGUGAGGGAUUGGGCUGCGGGCAUAUGCAUAUUGGAGGGAGUUGGGAUGGGUGGCUGCUUUCAUGUUGGCGGUACUGAUGUUUGACAUAUAGGAUUUUGCAAUCCAUGGG
Molecule: messenger RNA, 605 nt
Organism: Pseudovirgaria hyperparasitica
Lineage: Eukaryota; Fungi; Ascomycota; Dothideomycetes; Acrospermales; Acrospermaceae
Exons: 2
Coding region: 73-486 (137 amino acids)
Source: RefSeq, a predicted model, not a curated record